This is a messenger RNA of Auanema sp. JU1783, 630 nucleotides long. Lineage: Eukaryota; Metazoa; Nematoda; Chromadorea; Rhabditida; Rhabditidae. The record is from the annotation of a GenBank genome assembly.
AUGAUUCGGUUGUUCUUCGCUCUAAUAAUCGCCCAGGUUAUACAAGCUUUCCAAGUCACCCAUAUCUCUGACUGCGGAAAAACAAGAGGAUGCUGGAUGCUACCCCCCGGGUGUUCUAACCAGGAAACGUGUUCUGUUAUGGUUACUUGGAAGCAUGAGGGACGGUCACUCAAACUGGAGCUCGAGAGUGAACUAAAAAGUCAAACAUCACGUUGGAUAGGAUUUGGUUUGUCAAAAGACAAAAGAAUGGGAAAUGAUACUGUCUUCGAAUGUCACUUCCCAUCUAGUGGACAAGGUUCAGUUCACUUAUCUCACAAUGCCCAAACUAACAACAUGAUUCUGAAUAAAGCCAGCAGUCUUCUCUUGAAAGAUAGUUAUGCGGAGAUAAAUAAUGGACGAGCUCUAUGUGGAGCAGAAUGGUUCUUAGAUAAGACAAUUGUAUUAGACAACGAGAAGAAAUUGAUCCAUCCCUUGAGUCAAGGAAAAUACCAUUUGUUUUUCGCCACCGGCGAUCUUACACAAGGCAGCAAGAAGGCACACGCUAUGGCAGGUGCAGGAUCACCUUGGAAAUCUGUGCAAUCAGUGAGAUUCUGUAAGGAAUGCACUUCAGCUUUCAAGAUUGUGUCUUGA